GUCGAUUGUGGUCCCAUUCAUUUCAAUUACCACAUCACGACCAUUAUUUAUUUUAAAACUAUUCGAAUUAGUAUGUAUAAAUAGAUAUCGAUUAAACAAAACUUUAAAAUAUGGACUCAACCAAAGUAAAGUUCAAUCCCAACCCUCGCGAAACAGCAAACAUAAUUUCACAAGUAUUUUUUGGAUUCACGCUUCCAACAUUUAGGAAAGGUUUAAAAAAAGAAUUAGACGUGGACGAUGUUUACAACCCUCUGGAAAGUGAUAAAAGUGACUACUUAUGCCAAAGACUGGAAAAAAACUGGAAUGAGGAAUUAGACAAAGUCAAACGAGGAAUAAAAGAAAAACCGCAUUUAUUAUUAGCAAUAGCUAAAGCAUUCUGGACGGAGUAUGCAAUAAUAGGACUACUCUCCGGCAUAUGCGACUUAGGACUCAGAACAUUCCAGCCCUAUAUGCUAGGGGGUGUUCUCGAUUACUACACGCCUGGAUCGAGCAAAUCGAAAUUAGAAGCGUACGGAUACGGAGUCGCUAUGGUGCUCUUUUCUUUCGGCAUUUCUCUUAUUAUGAACCAAUAUAUCGUAAUCGCUCUGCACGCUGGCAUGAAAGUAAGAGCGGCAGUUUGCGCGCUGGUUUAUAGGAAGGCCACUAGAUUAAGCCGAACAGCUUUGGGCGAUACCCCUACCGGUAAAGUUGUAAAUUUGCUCUCAAACGAUGUGGCAAGAUUUGAUUUCGCAUCGAUGCUGAUAAAUCAGAUGUGGAUAGGUCCGGUCUCUGGAAUAAUAGUGAUGUAUAUGCUGUAUCAAAGAUCAGGGCUGCCUGGUUUAGCUGGUAUACUGGUUGUGUUUGUAAUGGCACCGUUGCAAGCAUAUUCUGGUAAAUUAUCUGCUGGAUUUAGAAAAGCGACCGCAAUGAAAACUGACGAAAGAAUUAGGCUUAUGGACGAAGUUAUUCUAGGAAUACAAGUAAUCAAAAUGUAUGCGUGGGAAAUACCUUUUCAAAAAGUGGUUGGAUUAGCCAGGAAAGCUGAAAUUAAAAUCAUCAAACGUGCAGCAUUCGUUAGAGCAAUAUUUGCCACUUUGGGUAUGGUCACCACUAGAAUGGCACUUUUUGCAACUCUCAUAACUAUCGCUUUAACAGGCGGCGAGAUAACUUCAGCAAAAGUAUUUGUGCUCAUGUCCUAUUUCAAUCAACUAUCGAUGACUCUCACCGGCAUAUUCGUUAGGGGUAUUACAGAAAUCGCUGAAUUGUUCACAUCCGUAAGUCGAUUGCAAGACUUCCUCGAUAACGAGGAGUACAACUACGAACAAAUGGAAAAUAUAAUCAAAAAAGAAGAUGAAAAUUCUAAAUCGGCCAUCUACUUGAAAAACGUAACCGCUAAGUGGAACAUCAACCUGUCGGAGUCGGUUCUUAAGGACAUCACCAUGGAUGUGAAUAAAGGAAAAUUGAUCGGUAUAAUUGGCCCUGUUGGUAGUGGAAAGAGCUCAUUACUUCAAACGAUUUUAGGUGAAUUGGACAUUACUGAUGGCACUUUAAACGCACACGGUACAUAUUCCUACGCGUCCCAAGAACCUUGGAUUUUCGCAGCGACCAUUCGUCAAAACAUCCUCUUCGGCUUAGACUAUGAUAAAAAACGCUACAAAGAGGUGAUAAAAGUUUGCGCGUUAGAAAAGGAUUUGGAGCAAUUCGCUGACAGCGAUAUGACCAUAGUUGGGGACAAAGGCGCGUCGCUUAGUGGCGGUCAAAAAGCUAGAAUCAGCUUAGCGAGAGCUGUGUACAGAGAUAAAGACAUUUACCUAUUAGACGAUCCUUUAUCAGCUGUGGAUAUUCACGUUUCGAAGGUUCUAUACGAACAAUGCAUCAAUAAAUUUUUAUCGAAAAAAACAAGAAUUUUAGUCACGCAUCAAGUGCACUAUUUGAAGAACGCGGAUCAAAUUUAUAUUCUAAAUAAUGGUCGGAUUGAAAGCCAUGGAACCUUCAAUGAGCUAGCUCACAGCGACAAUCUCUACGCCAAAUUGCUAACAUCAGAACCCGAGGAAGUACCCGAAACCCCCACGGAAGAAGAAAAAUCCAAACAAAUUGAGCGCGUGAAAUACGCCAGACAAAUUUCAAGACGGAGCAGGAAAUCCUCAACAAUCAGUUUAAUGAGUACAAGAAGCUACGUUGAAAGCUUGAUGGAAAGCGACGAGACUCUAUCGGAAGAUGAAGAUGAGUCCAAGAAACCGCAAAUGAUCGAUAUGCAGGAAGAAUCGUCCAAAGGCAAAGUGUUUGGUUCCCUGCUACUGCAGUAUUUAAGAGGCGGCGCAAAUGCUUUCAACGUUUUCAUCAUCCUGCUCCUCUAUGUAUUAGUGCAGGGUAUCGGAAGCAUUGUAGAUUAUUUCAUCAGCUUCUGGACGAGUAUAGAAGAACAGCGAAUUGAGAAUGAAAAUAAUUUGCAAACUGUUAACGCAACUGAAACUGUUGUUAACACAAUUACAAACACUACUGCAACUAAUAAUAUAUCAGAAGCAUUGAAUAGUACUAUGAAUGCUGGAGCAACAUUUUCAUAUCCGGAUUGGUCCACCUACACCUGCUUGAUUGUUUACGGAUGCCUAGUUGGAAUUUUGAUACUAUUAACAUUAGCAAGAACUGUCUCUUUCUAUUCAGUGGCGAUGACGUGCUCAAAGAGGUUACACAAAGCCUUGCUGGAAGGAAUUAUUUACGCGAGAAUGAGAUUCUUCGAUACUAAUCCCAGCGGUAGGAUAUUGAACAGAUUUUCAAAAGAUAUCGGUAGCAUUGACGAACUCAUUCCUAGAGUACUUCUUGAGGGUGGACAAAUGUUUUUGCAAAUUAUUGGUUCGUUAAUUUUGGUAGGAGUAGCCAAUCCUUAUGCUAUUAUAUUAGCUGUUGCACUCGGAAUAAUAACUACAUUUAUGAGGAACAUGUAUCUAAAGACGUCUAAAAAUCUUAAGAGAGUUGAAUCAAUAUUAAGGAGUCCUAUUUUUACACAUUUAAAUGCUACCUUACAAGGAAUAACGACAGUAAGGGCCUUGAGAACGGAAAAAAUACUUCAAGCAGAGUUUGACAAAAUACAAAAUUACCACAUUAGCGCCUGGUAUAUGAACAUCACGUGUAGUUCUGCAUUCGGAUUCAGUUUAGAUUUAUUUUCAUGUGUAUUCAUCGCAAUACUCGUAUUUACUAUAUUAACAUUCGACAAAGCGAUGGGCUUAAAUGGAGGAACCAUAGGUUUGGCCAUAUCUCAGGCAUCCUUGCUAACGGGCAUGGUUCAAUUUACAAUUAGAAUGACGGCAGAUAUAUCGAAUCAAUUAAUGUCAGUUGAGAGGGUGCUUGAAUAUAAACAACUGCCCCCGGAACCCCAGACUGCGAAGCCUAAAGCUCUGCCUUUAACAUGGCCGCAAACUGGGAAAAUCGAUUUCGAAGGCCUGAAAUUCAAAUAUUUCGAAGACGGUCCGUUGAUUAUUAAAGACUUAAAUCUUAGUAUUCUACCAAAAGAAAAGGUUGGUGUAGUAGGUAGGACAGGUGCAGGAAAAUCUUCGCUAGUCGCAGCUUUAUUCAGAUUAGCUAACGUUGAAGGCGCCAUCAAAAUCGACGAUAUAGAUACCAAAGACAUCACUUUGAAGGAUCUCAGAUCCAAAAUUUCCAUCAUCCCCCAGGAUCCUAUCCUAUUCUCCGGAACUCUACGAUACAAUUUAGAUCCGUUCGGAGAGUACUCAGACGAGAAAUUGUACAAAGCUCUAGAGCAAGUCGAACUUAAAGACCCGGCGAAUAUUAUCAAUAGAUUAGAAAAUAGGGUCACUGAUAAGGGUUCUAAUUACAGCGUAGGACAAAGGCAACUUAUUUGCUUAGCUAGAGCGAUAAUAAGGAAUAAUAAAAUUCUUAUGUUGGAUGAAGCCACAGCAAAUGUAGAUCCGCAGACUGAUGCUCUAAUUCAGAAAACCAUAAGAACGAAAUUCGAAGAUUGUACAGUUCUCACGAUCGCGCACAGAUUAAAUACAAUUAUGGAUUCCGAUAAAAUUCUAGUGAUGGAUCAAGGAAAAGUGGCAGAAUUCGACCAUCCUCACAUUCUUCUACAAAACGAAAACGGAAUUUUCUACAAAAUGGUCGAAGACACCGGUAAAGGGACUAACGAAGUUUUAAAGAAAAUCUCCAAAGACACCUACGAGAAGAAAUUCUCUAAAAAAGAAUAAAUUUGACAGUAAGAUGAAAAUGUAAAUUUAGUUUGUUAAGGCAUAUCUGUUUGUAUAUACUAGUAUAAAUAAAAAUGUAAUUUUA
Messenger RNA from Phyllotreta striolata, 4266 nucleotides. The record is from the annotation of a GenBank genome assembly. Lineage: Eukaryota; Metazoa; Arthropoda; Insecta; Coleoptera; Chrysomelidae.